AAUCAAUGGAUAAUAGAAACACAUUAUUUUUGGACAUCACCUUAUUCAUAUUGGCAUAUGUCAGAAAAAGCACCAGAUUUAUAUUUAAAUUUAUCCAAAUCAUCAUUAAUUAUUUAUAAAGGAGAUCUUAAUUAUCGUAAAUUGGUUUAUGAUUGUAAAUGGUCAAUCACUAAUACUUCAUUUAAAGAAGCCAUUGGUCCAUUAGCAAGCAAAAAAGAUUCAUCACCACCUUUAUUAGCACUUAGAACUUGUAAAGCAGAAGUUUUGGUAGGAAUUGAGGAAUCGAGAAUUCCUCCUUUUGAUGAUGAAAAAGAUUGGAUUUUGGUUGAUAGUGUUGAUCCAAACCUAGUGUUACAAGAUACAAUAGAACGAAUUUAUGUGGGAGAUGCUUAUGGAGAUAUUCCUCGAGGAAUUUUUAUUAUUAGAGGUGAAAAUGUAGUUUUAUUAGGAGAAAUUGAUCUUGAUAAAGAAGAUGAAGUACCUUUAAGACAAGUGCCGGUAGAAGAAAUUUUAAUAGCACAACGAGAAGAAAUGGAAGCGAGACAAAGGCGUGAAAAACUUAAGAAUAAAUUAUUACACGAUCAAGGAUUUAGU
Messenger RNA from Diversispora eburnea, 594 nucleotides. Lineage: Eukaryota; Fungi; Glomeromycota; Glomeromycetes; Diversisporales; Diversisporaceae. The record is from the annotation of a GenBank genome assembly.